This is a messenger RNA of Solenopsis invicta (red fire ant), 2520 nucleotides long. Its product is annotated as odorant receptor Or2. Gene Ontology annotation, cellular component: plasma membrane. The transcript is spliced from 9 exons. Lineage: Eukaryota; Metazoa; Arthropoda; Insecta; Hymenoptera; Formicidae. Bases 538 to 1737 code for a protein of 399 amino acids. The record is from RefSeq and is a predicted model, not a curated record. Gene Ontology annotation, biological process: sensory perception of smell; detection of chemical stimulus involved in sensory perception of smell. Gene Ontology annotation, molecular function: olfactory receptor activity; odorant binding.
AUAAUUAAAAAUAUUUUUACGUUUAUACUUGCAGUAUUAUCUUCUGAUAAAAAAAUUUCUUCGCAUCUUUAAUAGAAAAAUAAUAUAGAGAAAACUUUAUAAAUGGAAAAACAAUGUAAUACACCUUUAAUAAACUUAUACCUUGCAGGUCCGAUUUUCUAAUGCAACCAAUUUCGGAACGACUGCAUAUCGUAUUUUCAUAAUAGUCUGAACAGACUCUAUAUACGAAUAAAAUUUUCAUAUCUCUUCAGUUUGCGUCGAACUCGUGAAAAUAACAUUUUCUAUGUAGCUGCACCCCUUCUCCAUAUAAUUACGCAAUUUACAUAAUGUCGUGACUUUACAGAAAGUGGUUUUGGUUUUCGCGGAAUGUAUUGUCGAGACACAUGCCAGACACAUGAAUGUCUGAUUUUACGACAAUCGACAUUAAACAGAAUUCUCAAUAGAAGAUUGAUUCGAACUAUAUCUCACGUUGAACUUGAAAUACUACAUAGAUACUGAAUUUCGUAUCAAUAGCAGCGGGAAAUAAGAGAUGACAGGAUGAGUGAUAUUGAUCAGUACUUUAAAAAUUCGCAUUACAACAUCAUUCGAAUACUAUUAGGUAUCAGUGGUCUGUGGCCCUUUCAUACGCGAAACAGACGCUACGCAAUAUAUCUCACAAUGAUAUUGGUGCUGGGGACCGGAUACAUAUUCCAGAUAUUGGGUAUAGUUGAAGUCUGGCACGAUUCCUUCGAACUAAUCAAUGCAAUACCGUUCUUAUUUUUCACUACUAUAGCUUUAGGUAAAAUGAUCUGUACGGUAUACACAUUACCACAGAUAAAAGUGCUUCUAACAAGAAUGCGAGAGUAUCGUCUUUCCCCAAAGUCGAACGAGGAAACUAAAAUACAGAAUUCGCACGCGCAAUAUGGGCGAAAGUUCGGCUACGCUUAUACGGGUUUCUUAUUAGGCCAUAGUGUUCUUUAUUUACUCUCAUCAUUAUCAUUAAAAAUUUUCCACACGCCAUCCAAUGAGACUGAUGAGUUAUCAGAUAAAGAGUCGAAUUACCGGAUAGGACUACCUCAUCGCGCUAAUUACAUAGUUGAUGUAGACACGUAUUACGUUCCAAUUUUUAUACAUUCCGCCAUAUGUGAUUUUACAUGCACGUAUUUACUAACUGUAUUCGAUGUUCUGUAUCUAACAGUGGUCGAGUACUGUUGUGGUUUGUUCGCGAGUCUAAGAUACCGAUUGGAAAUUGCGUUAGUAUUCAAUGAUGACAAAUUAAGAACGUUAAAGGAUAAAUCUUACGCGAAUAUCGUGUACUGUAUUCGCAGACACGCAGAAUCGAUGCAGUUUGUUUCUAUCGUGGAAUCAGUAUAUAGUUUAUCUCUUCUUCUUCAUGUGGGAUCGUUCGUACUUGUUAUAAGUUUUCUACUGUAUCAGGUGUUAAACGACUUAGAAGUAAACGCUAAUACCGUUGUACGAACUACUGCUUAUUUAAACGCAGUUUUAUUUAACGUAUUUUUUGAAAAUUGGCAGGGCCAGAAAAUCAUAGAUUCCAGCGAAAAAGUGUUUGAAUCGGCAUAUAAUACAGAGUGGUAUAACAUGCCGAUAGCAACAAGAAAGCUUCUCAUAAUAAUGAUGAUAAAAAGUGAAAAACCAUUGAUGCUAAAAAUGGGUAAAGUCGUUUUAUUGUCAUAUAUAACAUUCAAUACGGUUUUGCGUACAUCGUCGUCAUACUUCAUGCUACUGCGAUCUUUAUAAUAAAAAUUUUGAAUAUAAUUAGUAAUAUUUAUAUAUUAUUAUUUAUCACACUCUAGUACAAUAUAAAUAGAUCUUAUAAGAUCGCACCUUCAUAGGACAACUUUCCUUCCAGUGCUUUUUUUAUGUGAAUAUUUAAAUAAAACUAGAAAUUAAUCUCUAAAGUAAAAAAAAAAUCUUUUUAAAAUAGGAAGUGCAUGUUAAUGUUAAAAAAUAUCAUAUAAAGUAUUUUUUAUUGAUAAAAAAAAUUUUUGAUUUUUAAUUGCUAUUAUUAUUAAGAAAGUUUGUAUGUGCUAAAAUUUCGACAAAUAAAUUAUAAAUAUUUAAUAAUAAUCUAUUAUAUAACAAACGAAUACACGUACUUCAUAGUUUUUGACUCUAUUUGUAUAUUGUAUGUUACAAAUGUGCGAUACAAUGAAAAUGUGCAGAAAACCGCGCAGUACAAAAAUACAUUUCUAAAGAAAUGAAAUUUUAAGAUAUCAAUAUUUUUUAUAAGUAAAUAAAGUGAUUAACAGAUCAUCUGGGUCAUCUUAUGAACCAUCAAUGCUACCGAAAUUACAUAUAGAAUUCCAAAAAUGUAGAAGAAAGAAGUAAUCGAUUAUAACGUGUAAACAUUUACGUAAGUUAAAACAUGUAACUAUUACCAAAUAAAUUCAAUUUAAAUCGUGCAAAUAUUUUAUAUAAAACAAAAACAAUUACAUCAUAAAAAAUUUUUAUGUAACACACAUAUAAUUUUUCAUACAAGUUACCGAAGUAAAUGAUAUUGAGAAGCACAUGGUUGCGAAG